CUGCCGCCAUUUUGGUGCUCGGCUCUGAGAGGGGAGGACCCGGUAGGCGAAAGCGGCACCUCGGCGCCUCUGUCCGCCCUCCCCGCCCUCCUGGCUGGCCUCGGCGCUCAGGCACCGCAUCGGGCUACCCUCCUAGGCCGCCCUCGCCGCGUUCCCGCGCCGCCCGCCCCCGCAGCCGCCGCCGGGCCGCCGUAGGCCUGAGGGAGCGCGGCGGGGAGGAUGCCCCGCACUCCCCGGCGCUGAGGGAGCCCCGGGCCCUGAUCAGCCUCCCUGGCCGCCGCCUCGAGGCGCGGAGCUGCCUGCUCGCCUUUGUCGGGGCUGCGCUGGGCGCUCGGCGCUCCCCCCGGCCGCCUCGCCGUUCCCGUCCCCUCCCCGCGUCUCUCCGGCCCUUGGCCUCCCCCUCCCCCGCCAGAGCCAUGUCUUCCGCCGCCCGCUUCGACUCCUCGGACCGCUCGAGCUGGUACGUGGGCCCGGUGUCGCGGGCGGAGGCGCAGACGCGGCUGCAGGGGCAGCGGCACGGGAUGUUCCUGGUGCGAGACUCCUCCACCUGCCCCGGCGACUACGUGCUCUCCGUGUCCGAGAACUCCCGCGUCUCCCACUACAUCAUCAACUCCCUGCCCAACCGCCGCUUCAAGAUCGGCGACCAGGAGUUCGAUCACCUGCCCGCACUGCUGGAGUUCUACAAGAUCCACUACCUGGACACCACCACCCUCAUCGAGCCCGCACCCAGGUAUCCAAGUCCGCCAAUGGGAUCUGGAUCUGCCCCUGCUCUGUCUGCUGCAGAAGAAAAUGUGGAGUAUGUUCGGACUCUCUAUGACUUCCCUGGCAAUGAUGCUGAGGAUCUUCCAUUUAAAAAAGGUGAAAUUUUGGUUAUUGUAGAGAAGCCAGAAGAACAAUGGUGGAGUGCCAGAAACAAGGAUGGUCGGAUUGGGAUGAUUCCUGUUCCUUAUGUAGAAAAGCUAGUCAGAUCUUCUCACGCAAAGCAUGGAAACAGGAAUUCCAACAGUUAUGGUAUUCCAGAACCUGCCCAUGCUUAUGCUCAGCCUCAAACCGCAAGUCCCCUUCCUGCAGUAUCCAGUACACCCGGGGCAGUGAUCAAUCCUCUGCCAUCAACACAGAAUGGACCAGUCUAUGCCAAAGCUAUACAAAAAAGAGUACCCUGUGCGUAUGACAAGACUGCGCUGGCGUUAGAGGUUGGAGAUAUCGUGAAGGUUACAAGGAUGAAUAUAAACGGUCAGUGGGAAGGAGAAGUCAAUGGUCGAAAAGGGCUCUUCCCAUUCACGCAUGUCAAAAUAUUUGAUCCUCAAAACCCAGAUGAGAACGAAUGAUUCCCUCUGCCCAAUUCACACUGCUGCUUCAUUUUCCUGGCUAUCAUGAGCAUUGUUUGAGGUGGGAUGAUGACUUAAUGGCACAUUGCUAGCAUUGCCCAUUUUCCAGCUUGCUGCAGUCUGACAGUUCUUUUACUAUACAUGUGGAAUACACAACUGAAGUCACUGCCUGACCUUCAUACUGUAGACGCGUCAUCCAGAAUUUAGUUUCACUUUUAAGAUACUGUUGGGCCUUAAGCUGGAGAAGACUGAACCAGUGUAUAGCAGAGAAGUGUGGGAAGAAAUCCUUUCCUGUUGAGCCUUCCAUGGACUUUUUCUGGCUUACUUAGUAGGAAGAGCCCUAAUGUUAGAAAAAACAUGCAACCCGUGCAUUACUGUCCGACAAAAAGCAACAACAAAAAUGCAAUUUUAGGACUGAAGAAGACUUAGUUUUAAGAGAACCUGUCCUAAGGUAGUACAUUUUAAAUGAUGGUCUCUUUCAAGGACAGUAAUUGAAGCUUAUGUAUUCUAAGCAGUUGUAUUAGAAGCUGCUCUUUUCUGUUAACUCUGAAGCUUGUUGUUGGCCUUUCUGAAACUGUGUUAAAUGCGAAUAACCAUUGAUUGAGCUGCAUUGAAGCUGAGGCAUUUAUUUAUAAGGAAACUUUGGGGGGGUUGAUACUUGUAACCUGGUUUUGACAUACUGAGCGCAUUUCUGUUGAUUUUUGCAAGCACUAACUGUAGCAAGUAAGCUUUAAAGGGAAACACUUUUGGCUAUGUACAACUCUUCUGCAGUGUUAAAAGUGUCCUCGUAUUAGUACAGAAGUGCUCGUUAUCAAGCUGUUAUUAGUAGACAACUUGAUCAGAUUGCCAUGAUGUGGAGAGGUAGGACAGGAGUGAGACAGAAGAACUUGCUGAAUACCGAUAAAACCCUCUUAUUUAAACAUACAGCUUUGACACCUAUUUCUCUGUUGGUUCCCUCAUCUCUCCAAAGUUUCCCAGCUCUGCCAGCCCCAGUUUGUUGACAGCUUCCUUUCAAACACAUUACAUUUUUUCUAGGAUGUCUUCACACUGUUGUGCUUCUUUUCCAGAGCUGCUUUCAUCUUCUUUUCCUCCCUGUUUUUACUUGCUUGCAUCCCAAGCUCUCUGCUUACAUCCUUUUUCACCGUCCCAACAGAGUUGGCUCUGGCCCUAGGUCCCUCCCCUCCGAGCAUCCUCUAGAAAACAGUUAAUUGCAGUGAGCUGCCUGUGUUCCCCAUGUGAGUUAAAGGAGUGCUCAGGCUGGAGGAGGCCACAGAGGUGUCUGUUACUGGUAUAACUUCUUCCCCUUGCCCGUACGCAAGCAGUACUGCUGCAACUGUACUUGCAGCAAGGAACUACAUGGCUGCAGCUACGUGUAUACAGUUCAUGCCAUGCAGGUUAUGUCCUCAGCCUGUGGACAGGAUAGGAAAGCUUAGGUAGAGUGGUAUCCUGUGCCACCGCAUUUAUGUGUGUUUUGUAGGUGAACUGGAAUGCUCUUAAAAAAAAUUGAACACUGAAUUAACAGGAUACAUGUCUGCAAAGACUACAACUGCAGACCCUCCCUUUUCAUACUGCCUGGUUAAAGAAAAAAUACCUGUUGCAGAAGCUGACAGGAAGACAGCAGCCUCUGUUUUUUCAGCUUUUGAAGGCUGUCAGUUGUAGCAAAACGGGAAACUUCAGAAUCUUACCGGUUCUUAUAAAUGUCACAUUACAUAAGAGUUGUCUUAAGUUCCAGCAUGUUUUCUUGUUGAUUUGUGUCGCUUGAUCCUAAUAAAAGCAGGUUGUUCUUAGCUCGUGUACAAGUGCCAUGGGAUCCUUAGUUGGAAGACACUGAAGAAAUUGCAAGACUGAUGUUGGCAACAAGACAGUCGCUAUGCUGGGGUUGUUUGAAGAAGUCUCUCUGUUCAUCUGUAGCUGUUCUCUGUAGUAGUGGGCAAGUGGCUGACCGUCUAGAAGUUCUUGUAGAGUAUUUUACUACCAAAUUAACUGUGAAGUAGAGUAGCAUUGACUGAAGUGUUUGGUGCUGUAAAAGUAAUUCUUGACAAUAGGCAUUGACAUUUUGUCUUGCGAAGAAAAGCUAUGCAGCUCUCUCAACUAAAGGAGGUCAUGCUUUUUCUAUGCCCCAACUGUACCCAUAAGUUUACUACAUAGCUUAUACUACUGAAAGUCAUCUUUGGAAUACAGAAACUGCACUAAACUCAGUCUGCUGCAGAGAAAUCUUAUUUCAGACCUGACCUAGUUACAGGCAGCUCUUCAGAAGACUGAUUGUAGAAUUCUUCCUUUGCAUGGUGAAUAAAUACUGUGAGAUUUGAGAUCUUGAGCACAGCUUUUGACCUGGAUUUCUUUUACUGCAAUAAACGUCUCAACUCAUCCCCUCAUUGUAGAAACUAUAUGCUUUGAACACAAGCAUUGUUAAAGGUUUAAUUAUGUUCUGAUAUUGUCUGAUACUGCAGAAAAAAAAGUAUUUUACCUUCACAACUAUGCAAAAUAUGCGUAUAGUGGCUUCUGAUGCAAAGACAAGAAUUCUUAGAUGCCUGUGAACCUGGUUGUGGGCCAUGGAUGAGCAGUGUUUGUCUCUUGAGUAGCAACAGUGUGGUUCAGGUAUGUGAAAUGUGGUUUAAAUGUAGCAUACUGACCAGUCUAAGCUGAUUGUAACCUUGCUUCAAAAUGUCUUUGCUAUUUUACUAGGAGACAAGUACUUUCUUAUAAAGGCUGCAUUUGAUCAGUUUUGUGUUUCUCUCUGAAGGACUCUGGAUUCUCAAUUGCUCCUUGCUUGCUUACACGUGUGCUGUUUGUUGCUUUAUGAAGCCUCCUAAACUUGAGUGAUAACCUGUCAGUGUAACUGUUCCUCGGGCGUGUCAGGUAUCCUUCAGGUGAAGCAUGAGAGCCACAAGCAAUGGCUUCAAUCUAUGCACCAUUACAGCUGUUCCUGCUUCUUAACUGAGAGCUGGUUCAGCGCCCCGGUGCCACAGUAGUUAACUAUCGUGAGAGGCUUCUGUUGGACUCCUGUUGUGUACAUGUGUAUAUAGACAUGGAAGCCUCUGACCAGUCUAAAAGUUGACAUGAAAACUGUUUUAAUCAGUGGCCAUCACUGGAUAAGCGCUAAUUUAAUUCAUGAUUGUUUACAAAUUGGGAAGGAAUAAAUAAACAAAAGGGAAUAUCUUGUUUGGGCUGGGGCUCUGAAGAGCCUGAACAUUAUUUUUGUAAAGGGAAAAAACAGCAUUCUUUGUGCCAUUUCAUGUGCCUGUAAAGUACUUUUUAUAUUGUAUUCACAUCCUGGGAACGAGUGGGCUGCCUUUGUUUUCUAGUCAAGUUUUCAAGCGUUUUCCUCAAUCCCUGCGUUGGAAAGUGAGACCUGCCUAACAGACUGCCUUGGGGACCCAUGAGUGUCCUUGUAGAGCUGUGAGCUCCUGGUGGUUGUGGGAAAUGGAAGUGGUUUGGGACAAGGAUACAGUUACUUCAGUGGGAAAGGUGGCCUUGUAUUUGAGACAGUCUUCACUGUGUAAACUUCCAAACACAAAAUGUAAAUUAAAGACCAUGAUCUUCAGGCAAUAAUAUUAAAGUGUAAGCUUUUAAAGUUUAUUUUGGGGAUCAUAGCUUGGUUUAUUUUUUGUGCUACAAGAUUAACAGUAUUAAAUGAACUAUAUUCUUAGAAUAUAUGGAGUGUCUUUUCUUAAGAUUAGUGCCUUUUUAAUUUCUUACUCCACUUAUUUCAUAGAACUGGUCCCAACAUCAAGCCACUUUUUUUUUCCCCCAGUGCCCUGUUUGUACAGUCUAAAUAAAAC
Molecule: messenger RNA, 5110 nt
Organism: Cuculus canorus (common cuckoo)
Lineage: Eukaryota; Metazoa; Chordata; Aves; Cuculiformes; Cuculidae
Gene: CRKL
Product: CRK like proto-oncogene, adaptor protein
Exons: 3
Coding region: 417-1328 (303 amino acids)
Biological process (GO): positive regulation of ERK1 and ERK2 cascade
Molecular function (GO): protein binding
Source: RefSeq, a predicted model, not a curated record